AUGUCGAAGAACGGCAAACUGACCAUCGUCAUCGGCUGCGGAGCGCAUCAUAUCCCCUACCACUACCGCUUCCUCCAGGACGCUUUGCACAGUGCUGGAUACGCCGUGAAGAUCGUACAGCUUCCGUCAACGAGCGCAGAGGUCGUGGAGGAUGCUAUGAGCAAGGAUGUCAGAGCCAUACGCCAGGUCGUCGAAGGCGAGAUCAGAAAUGGGAAACAUGUCAUCAUGGUGCUGCACAGCUGGAGCGGGUUUGUAGGGAGCGCUGCGGUGGAAGGGUUGGAGGAGAAUGUGAAGCACAUUGUCUAUCUCGCAUCGUGGAUCCAGCCGAGUGGCAAGAGUUCGUGCGAAUGGUUGGGGGUCGAAGAGUUGCCUAUCUACGAGGUCAAGGAUGAUUUGAAUCACGUCAAGGAGCCUAUCGCGAAGUUCUACAACGGCCUCCCAGACGAAGUUGUCCAGGAUUCGUUGAAGUACUUGCUCCCGAUGGUCAACUCCGUUACCAAGACGCCCUUGAGAAUUCCAGCCGUCUGGGACGCGAUCUCAUGCACAUAUGUGAUAUGUGAUGAGGACGACGCUGUUCCUCCAGCUUUUGCUGAGAUGAUGAUCCGGGACAGUCACGUCAGAGCAGAGGUUGUCAGGAUGGCUGGAGGCCACAGUCCGUUCUUGGGAGACAGAGUCGGGACGUUGGUAGACAUUUUGAGGAAGGCUGCUGGGGAGGACAUCGGUAAGAUUGAGGGAGUAAGGGUUGACGAGGAGAAGUUGUUGUAG
Molecule: messenger RNA, 765 nt
Organism: Zasmidium cellare ATCC 36951
Lineage: Eukaryota; Fungi; Ascomycota; Dothideomycetes; Mycosphaerellales; Mycosphaerellaceae
Exons: 3
Coding region: 1-765 (254 amino acids)
Source: RefSeq, a predicted model, not a curated record